AUGAUGGAUGUUAUAGUAAUCGGCUGCGGUGCGGCCGGGUUAGCCGCGAUGCGGAAACUCCACGACGCUGGUCUCAAAGUCUUAGGGUUAGAAGCAGCUGAUAGAAUCGGAGGGAGAGUGUGUUCUGUGGAAUUCGGUGACAAGUUCAUCGACAUUGGUGCGGCAUGGUGCCAUGGUGACCAAGACAACGAAGUAUUUGAGCUGGCAAAUCCACUAGGCCUCCUCGGUAGAUCCGAACCUCUGAAUACGUUUUAUUUGCUCUCUGACGGGGAACUCGUAGCAGCAGACAAAGCUGAACAAAUUCUGACCGCAUUAGAUGAUGAGGUGGCAAAGGCAGACAAAUAUAACUCUCGGACAAUAUCUGAAUGCGUGAGACAGGCAGAACACACAAACGAAAUACUUAAAAAGGAUCCGAAAUUGUCGCGGUCCUUCGUGGAAUUUUAUGAAAGAGACAAUCAUUUGGGCGGACAGGACGAUCCCAAAAAAGGCAAGUCGUUAAGAGGAGUCAUAGAAUGGUGGAACAGUUACAAAGAUGUCAUGCUCAACUGGAAGGGAAAAGGAUUCAAGACUAUAUUAGAAAUCCUAAUGAACAAAUACCCAGAUCCGACCAAAGAGAUUCCACUGCAGAUCCAUCUAAAUAAAGAAGUAGAUAAUAUUAGGUGGGACACGAUCCACCGUGGGCUGGACAACCCGCUGGUGCAGGUCAGCUGUAAGGAUGGAAGUUUGUAUGCAGCCAAGAGUGUUAUUGUUACAUUGUCUGUUGGGGUUCUAAAAGAAAGAUAUGCAAAUCUCUUCAACCCACCAUUACCAGUAGAGAAAGUGAAAUCGAUACAAAACCUAGAAAUGUGUAUUUUGGACAAAAUAUAUAUUGAAUUCGAAAAACCCUGGUGGCCUAAAUCUCCAGCCAAUUUCCCAUUACUGUGGCGAGACGAAGAUAAGGCCAAAUUCUCAGCAGGAGAGAAAUGGGUAACAGAAAUAUUCGGCUUGCUCUCAGUUGAUUAUCACCCUAAUGUACUAUUGGCCUGGAUCUAUGGCAAUGGCGCUGUACUCAUGGAGAAAGUGAGCGAGGAAGAAGUGAAAGCAGGCGUUCAGAAGUUGAUCGAUACGGUUUUGAAAAAGCAGUUUGAUGUCGCCCCGAUUAAGAAGAUUAUAAGGACACAGUGGGCACAGAAUCCUUUAACACGCGGCACCUACGCUCACAGAACAGCGCUUUUAGAAGAGAACGGCGGUUCUGCUCUCAUUCUAUCAGAGCCAUUGUACCGCAGCAACAGGUUCCCUGUUGUUUGUUUCGCGGGAGAAGCUACUUCUCAUCACAAGCACUCGGCCGUCCACGGAGCCAUUGAAUCUGGAUUCAGGGAAGCUGAGAGACUGAUUGAGAGUUUUCAGAAAUUGUAA
This is a messenger RNA of Arctia plantaginis, 1395 nucleotides long. Lineage: Eukaryota; Metazoa; Arthropoda; Insecta; Lepidoptera; Erebidae. The record is from the annotation of a GenBank genome assembly.